AUGCCAUUCUCACAUCCACCGCCGUAUUCGAUCCCGUCGAGCAGUUCUUUGGACGUACGCAGUCAUGGCCAAAGCCGCACAACGAUCCCGCGGUACCCCGGGCUUCCUGUCAUCGACUACCGCCAAUACAGCCCGCCCAUGUUUGACCUCUCUCACGACACAACAACCAUCACCAGCAAGGCGAAGUAUCUCAGUGAAAACGUCAGGGCACUGGCGGCGCUGCUGCGUAACCUGGCUACCGUUCCGCCCAAGCCCCAAAUCCACGUGACGGGCACCCGUGGAAGGAAGGUCGACUUCAGCAUCAAAUUGAACCUCCUGAACCUCCUAGUUUCUGACGACAAGCUUGGUCGCAUGGACUACCUCCGCCUGGUCAACCGGGACGAGAUGGCGUAUCGUGGAGGGAUCCAGCCUUCACUCAAGCCUGACAUCGGUGAUGGAGGGCUGGAAGACUGGUAUCGGCGCUUCAUUGACGACCACUCUAACGUCAAAACCUUUCUUCUAGAGCGCGUUGUCGCCAACAUGGACACCGAGUGGCUUGGUGGCCAACUGCGGAACCUCGUAGCCGAGACGGACUACAAAGGGUUGGUGACCGUGACCUUCCCGGUGACGCACUCGCGAGUUGUCAUUCAAAACCCGGACAAAGUGAACAGAUUUUUCACAAGUGUCAGCACGCUAUUCAGCGGCAAGAGCAAGUACGAGGUUGUGAAGGUCGUGUGGCCUUUUUCCAACGCAAAGAAUGGCGAGAGAGACAGGGUAUGUAUGGUGCAAGACGAAAAGACGUGGUGGGAGGAGUGGAAGGAUCCCAUUAAGUACGCGGUUGCCACUCGAAGACAUGGAUGGGUCACAAACGAAGAUAAAUUGGAGUGCAUAAUGGAGAGCAAGGGAAAGGGCGUUUCGAUCGUGGAUUGGGGUCCGGAUUUGUGA
Messenger RNA from Pseudomassariella vexata, 924 nucleotides. RefSeq lists its product as uncharacterized. The record is from RefSeq and is a predicted model, not a curated record. The transcript has a single exon. Bases 1 to 924 code for a protein of 307 amino acids. Lineage: Eukaryota; Fungi; Ascomycota; Sordariomycetes; Amphisphaeriales; Pseudomassariaceae.